AUGACGGAGUUAAAAACAAGAAAUGGGAAUUUAGAGACCAGAAUGAACCUUGCUCUUAGCAAUUUUCAAACCGAACAAAAAAAUUCGAUUGAGAAAGAUCGAAAAAUUGAGGAUAUCCAAUCGCAAUUGAACAAUUUGCAAAGUGAUUUACAUUCGAAGAAUGAAGAAUAUAAAUCGCAAACUGUACGAUUGGCCCAACGAUCUACCGAGUUACAAAGUUUAACAAAAAACAAUGAGAAGUUAGACACAGAUUUAAAUACGGCUAUAAAAAAUUCUGGAGAAUUGCAAUCCGCAUUGGAGACAGCUAAUUGCAAUUUCACGGGGUUGCGAUCCGAAUUAAAAAAUGCACAAGAUGAGUCGACACGAUUAAAUGCUGAAUUACAGAAAUGUAAACAGGAAUUGGAAAUUGCGAAAGCUACCUCGGGAACAGUUAGCGAACAAGUGGAAGCAUUAACCGGUCAUUUAAAUUCCGCUAGAGAGUCAUUAACCAAUGAAUGUGAUAAUACUAAAAAACUUACAGAGGAAUUGAAAAAAUUGAACGGUGAGCUUAAUCUAUGUAACACGAAGUGUGGUGAUUUGGAAGAAAAAUUGACGGAUUCAAAAACAGAAAAUGGAAAUUUAGAGACCAGAUUGAACCUUGCUCUUAGCAAUUUUCAAACCGAACAAAAAAAUUCGAUUGAGAAAGAUCGAAAAAUUGAGGAUAUCCAAUCGCAAUUGACCAAUUUACAAAGUGAUUUACAUUCGAAGAAUGAAGAAUAUAAAUCGCAAACUGCACAAUUGACCCAACGAUCUGUCGAGUUACAAAAAACAACAGAACUCAAUGAGAAGUUAGACACAGAUUUAAGGACGGCUAUAAGCAAUUCUGGAGAAUUGCAGUCCGCAUUGGAAAUAGCUAAUCACAAUUUGACGGGGACGCGAUCCGGAUUAAAAACUGCACAAGAUGAGUCGACACGAUUAAAUACUGAAUUGAAGAAAUAUGUACAGGAAUUGGAAAUUGCGAAAGCUACCUCGGGAACAGUUAACGAACAAGUGGAAGCAUUAACCGGUCGUUUAAAUUCCGCUAGAGAGUCAUUGACCAAUGAAUGUGAUAAUAAUAAAAAACUUACAGAGGAAUUGAAAAUAUUGAACGGUGAGCUUAAUCUAUGUAACACGAAGUGUGGUGAUUUGGAAAGAGAAUUGACGGAGUUAAAAAAGAACAAUGGUAAUUUACGGACCAGAUUGGACAACGCUAUUAGCAAUUCUGAAAAAGAUCGAAGCGAUUUGCUCAAGAAAGAUGAAGAAUUGAAUUCUAUCCGAGUACAAUUGCAAGGUUUGCAAGAUGAUCAACUCGUUCUUGUUACAGAACACCAAGAACAAAUUGUGCUACUUGAGACAAAUCAUGCCGAUAUACAAAAAACAACACAAAACGAAAAUGAGAUGUUAGAAUCACAAUUAAUCAGUGUUCGAUCAGAAUUAAAUGAGCAACGGGAUGGUUACAAUACCACCAUAUCACAGUUGAAUUCGCAAUUAGAUAUGCUGACGAGUGAGAACGGAUCAUACGUUAAUGAGAUCGCCAAAUUAAAUGCUGAACAUAUUAAGUUGACGGAAUCGAAAAAACAAUUAGAAGAUGCUAACCAUAGCACUGGAAGUACGGUUGAAUAUUUACAAGGUGAAUUGACUAAAUUUAAGCAACUAGUGGAUGCUUCAAACGAUGAUUUAACUUCCACUGUAAGAGCAUUGGGUGCUGAGCGUAAAACCACCAACACCCUUACAGAGGAAUUGGAUAAAAUUAAAGCUGAUAUUACGCAGCUUAACGAUCGGUAUGGUGAGUUGGAGCGAGAAUUUAUCAAGACUAAUGGAAUACUGGACCUGUCGCGUGGUGAAGUACGAGAUCGUGAUAUGCAAAUUGCGCAAAAAAAAGAAGAAUUAACCAAUUCUCAAAUUACUAUAUCGGCAUUACAACAACAAUUACAAGAACUGACAGAUUCAAUGUCUGAACAGGUUGGUAAUUACGAAACACGUAUCGGAACCCUUAAUGUGGAAAACGAUACGUGUAAAGAACGUAAUACAGAGUUGCUGAAUAAUAUUAGAUCAUUGAAUGAGACGUUAGAAAGUCAAAUAACAGAUCAUAAUAACAAAUACAGUUUUUUACAAAACGAAAUGUCGACUAUCCAACAACAAUGCGAUAUAUCUCAAGAAUCUGUUACUAAAUUACGUCAAGACAUUUUACAGCACGAGCGAAACAAUGACCAGUUGAGUGAAUGCAAUGCUUCGUUAAAAAAUCAAUUAGACGAUCUCCGAAAUCAAUUUAACACAUUGACAACUGGUAAUGAAGGGAAAAUCGGGCAAUUGGAUAAUCUAAUUGCACAACAGAGUGCUACUAACACGGCUUUAAGCCAAAAAAAUGAAGACAUGAUGCUCGAGACUAAUGCGUUGACUAAUGCAAAUGCAGGAUUGUUAGCUACAUUACAAGAAUUGAAUGAACAAAACGCAAAAUUUAAGGAGGAAUUUGAUAAAUAUAGGUCGACACUCCAGCAAUUGACGUCAAAAUUGACCAAAUCUGAACAAUGUAUAAAUGAAUUAAAGAAGAAAAAUACUGAACUAGAAAACGAGGUUAGUACGAUUACUACAGAAAUGAAUGAACGUAUUGAAGCUGGAAGGGUAGCUAACGAGAGCGUGUCGCAACAACUUACGGACCUGCUGGAUGAUAAGCGAAACCUGGAAUCGACAAACGGAUUACUCGAGAAACGAUUACAGGAAUGUGGUACGGAAAUGAAACAAUUGAAGGAGAACGUUGGCGAUUGUGAAGAAAUACGAUCACGAUGUGUUGAAUUACAACAAACAGUAUCGGAUAUGACGGAAGUUGUGAGCCAAAAGGAAAUUAAUAUUCGAGAACUGGAUGGCAGAAUUGAAUAUGACAAAGGUGUGCUUACGAACCAAGCAGAUAUGGCAUCCGCCAGGAUUAACAGUUUGAUCGAAGUAUGCAUUAGAUCAUAUGAUUAUUGUGCCACAAUUUAUGGAUUAAUAUCUGAAUUAAACGUGGAAAUACUCGAAUCGCCGUUCAAUGGUAUCAAAUCGUUUGAGCCAAUAUCCCAGAGUCUUUUCGAUCAUGGCAAUGAUACAAUCUAUAAUACCUUAAUGAAUAAAUUUGACGACAUGGUAUCGCCUGCAAAAAGAAUAGUACAGACGUUAAAAGAUAAAGAUGCGGAUAUAAAGAAUGAACUAAAUAAUGUUAGUAAACAGUGCGGUUUUCACACAACACCAACAUUGACCGCUUCAAGAUUGUUAUCUUGGGCUAGUAUAAUAUUUAGUGCUAUACGAGCUCGCAAAGAGAAUUUCACGUACAAUAGUGUGGACGAAUAUUGUAAUUCCGUUAAAGAAGACAUCGUAAUAUACACCAGUAAUAUCGACAGGCUUUUGAAAAAUGUUAAGGGAUUUAAGGACAGACUGUUAGAAUUAACAACGAAAUUCCGUGAGCAUAUGUCAUGA
Molecule: messenger RNA, 3468 nt
Organism: Ostrea edulis (European flat oyster)
Lineage: Eukaryota; Metazoa; Mollusca; Bivalvia; Ostreida; Ostreidae
Product: putative leucine-rich repeat-containing protein DDB_G0290503
Exons: 1
Coding region: 1-3468 (1155 amino acids)
Source: RefSeq, a predicted model, not a curated record